AAGAGGGUGACUUAGUCCAUGCUUCACUGCUUCAAUCUGAUUCUGAAAGUGCUGAUGCACCCUGUCUUGACAGCAAGUUGUCUCACCGGAUGUGAGCUUAAAAUGUGGCGAUUUGCUGUGAAAGCCAUUCCUGAUAGUCCAAAAUGGGGCUGGAAUGAUGAUAAGGAAACAAUUGAUAAUCAAUCUUUCUGCUCUUUGGGACACCAACCUCUUCUCCAUUUUCCUCGCUUCUCGCUCCUCCCUCUGUCUGUCUCCGAACCAGCGUUGAAGAUGAUGCACAUGACCUUCUACUGGGGCAAACGGGUCACCCUCCUCUUCGACUCAUGGAGUACCGAUUCCUGGCUAAGUUAUUUCCUUACUCUACUCGCCUGCUUCCUCUUCUCCUCCUUCUACCAAUACAUGGAAGAUCGCCGAAUCCGCUUCAAGUCCCUCGCCUCCACCAACCCCAUCUCCGCCGCCGCCCCUCUCCUCCCCAAAACCCGCCGCUUCAAGCCCCCUAAAGUCGCAUCGGCUGUCGUUUUCGGAGUCAACUCCGCCAUCGGAUACCUCCUGAUGCUCGCUAUCAUGUCGUUCAACGGAGGUGUGUUUCUCGCCAUCGUUUCGGGGCUGACCGUUGGGUACCUAUGCUUCCGGUGCGAGGAUAAGGAGGUUGUGGUCGUUGACAAUCCCUGCGCUUGUUCUUGAGAUCAAAGAUCUGGAUUAUCUAUCCACAGUAAAUUUACCUUUUUUUUAUAUAUAUAUAUAUUUCUUUUUAUCCCUUUAUACUGUGUUUGCGUGUAUUGAUACAAUUACGAUCCAAUAUAUGAAUUACUCAUCU
Molecule: messenger RNA, 817 nt
Organism: Rubroshorea leprosula
Lineage: Eukaryota; Viridiplantae; Streptophyta; Magnoliopsida; Malvales; Dipterocarpaceae
Source: the annotation of a GenBank genome assembly